Saccharomyces kudriavzevii IFO 1802 is the source of this 1827-nucleotide messenger RNA. It is a transcript of the gene RLI1, whose product is annotated as Fe-S cluster-binding ribosome biosynthesis protein. The record is from RefSeq and is a predicted model, not a curated record. The transcript has a single exon. Bases 1 to 1827 code for a protein of 608 amino acids. Lineage: Eukaryota; Fungi; Ascomycota; Saccharomycetes; Saccharomycetales; Saccharomycetaceae. Gene Ontology annotation, biological process: ribosomal subunit export from nucleus; translational termination; translational initiation. Gene Ontology annotation, molecular function: ATP binding; ribosomal small subunit binding; ATP hydrolysis activity.
AUGAGUGAUAGAAACAGUCGUAUCGCUAUUGUUAGCGCUGAUAAAUGCAAACCCAAGAAAUGUCGUCAAGAGUGUAAACGUUCAUGCCCUGUUGUGAAAACUGGUAAAUUAUGUAUUGAAGUCACCCCGACUUCAAAAAUUGCGUUCAUUUCCGAAAUCUUGUGUAUCGGUUGUGGUAUUUGUGUUAAGAAGUGUCCAUUCGGCGCUAUUCAAAUUAUUAACUUGCCUACUAAUUUGGAAGCCCAUGUUACUCAUCGUUACUCGGCCAAUAGUUUCAAACUGCACAGAUUGCCAACUCCAAGACCUGGUCAAGUUCUUGGUCUAGUUGGUACCAACGGUAUUGGUAAAUCCACUGCUUUGAAGAUAUUAGCUGGUAAGCAGAAACCAAAUUUAGGUCGUUUUGAUGAUCCUCCUGAAUGGCAAGAAAUCAUUAGAUACUUCCGUGGUUCUGAACUGCAAAACUAUUUCACCAAGAUGCUGGAAGAUGAUAUUAAGGCUAUUAUCAAACCUCAAUACGUCGAUAACAUUCCUCGUGCCAUUAAAGGACCCGUUCAAAAAGUUGGUGAGCUUUUGAAGUUAAGAAUGGAAAAGACACCGGAAGUUGUGAAGCGCUAUAUCAAGAUUCUACAAUUAGAAAACGUUUUAAAAAGAGAUAUCGAAAAGUUGUCUGGUGGUGAACUGCAGAGAUUUGCCAUUGGUAUGUCAUGUGUCCAAGAGGCAGACGUUUAUAUGUUUGACGAACCCUCAUCUUAUUUGGAUGUUAAGCAGCGUUUGAAUGCCGCUCAAAUUAUUAGAUCUUUGCUGGCUCCGACUAAAUACGUCAUUUGUGUUGAACACGAUUUGUCCGUCUUGGAUUAUCUUUCGGAUUUCGUUUGUAUCAUAUACGGUGUCCCAUCUGUUUAUGGUGUUGUUACCUUGCCAGCCUCUGUUAGAGAAGGUAUUAACAUUUUCCUGGAUGGUCAUAUUCCUUCCGAGAAUUUGAGAUUCAGAACUGAAGCUCUACAAUUCAGAAUAGCCGAUGCCACUGAAGAAUUACAAGAGGAUACUGUUACUCGUGCCUUCACUUACCCAGGUUUGAGGAAAACACAGGGUGAUUUUGUAUUGAAUGUAGAAGAAGGUGAGUUUUCAGAUUCUGAAAUUUUGGUCAUGAUGGGUGAAAAUGGUACCGGUAAGACCACUUUGAUUAAAUUACUAGCCGGUGCACUAAAACCAGACGAAGGACAAGAUAUUUCAAGGUUGAAUGUUUCUAUGAAACCACAAAAAAUCGCACCAAAAUUCCCUGGUACUGUUAGACAAUUGUUCUUCAAAAAAAUUAGAGGUCAAUUUCUAAGUCCACAAUUUCAAACAGAUGUCGUCAAACCGUUAAGAAUUGACGAUAUUAUUGAUCAAGAAGUCCAACAUUUGUCCGGUGGUGAAUUGCAAAGAGUCGCCAUUGUCUUAGCCUUGGGUGUUCCAGCUGACAUCUACUUGAUCGAUGAACCAUCUGCUUACCUAGAUUCUGAACAGCGUAUUAUUUGUUCUAAAGUUAUUAGAAGAUUCAUCUUGCACAAUAAGAAAACUGCGUUUAUCGUCGAGCACGAUUUCAUCAUGGCUACUUAUCUGGCUGAUAAGGUCAUUGUCUUUGAGGGUACUCCUUCCAAGAAUGCCCAUGCAAGAGCUCCAGAAUCUUUGUUGACCGGUUGUAACAGAUUUUUGAAGAAUUUGAAUGUUACUUUCAGAAGAGAUCCAAACUCUUUCAGACCAAGAAUUAACAAGUUAGAUUCCCAAAUGGAUAAAGAACAAAAAUCAUCAGGGAACUAUUUCUUCUUAGACAACACCGGUAUUUAA